This is a messenger RNA of Porites evermanni, 912 nucleotides long. Lineage: Eukaryota; Metazoa; Cnidaria; Anthozoa; Scleractinia; Poritidae. The record is from the annotation of a GenBank genome assembly.
AUGGGGUAUGGACUUAACCGGUUUGUCACUCAUGUGGAUCAGAAUUUGAUUUGUAGUAUUUGCGCGGGGGUCUUGGAAAAUGCCGUCAUUACGCCUUGUGGACAUUCAUUUUGCGAUGAAUGCUUGCAUAUCUGGCUCAAUCGACCUAACACCACGACAUGUCCUUCUUGUCGAUCCGACGUUUCUGAUCACGAUGUGAUUCCGGUUUUGGCUCUCCGAGGAGUGGUAGAGGGACUUGCCGUUCACUGUGACAACGAGGAGAACGGUUGUAAAAUGGUUUUAAAACUAGAUAAGCUUAAAGCGCAUUUACAAGUGUGUGAAUUUGGCCUGAUCGAGUGCGGGGCCUGCGGAAAGAGCGUCAAGCGACAUGAGUUACCAGACCACCACGCCGACUGCGAAAUAAUCAAAGAUUUGGUUGCUAGACACAAGAAACGUACAAAGGAGGAACCGACCAUUGAUGGGCUUACAAGGCAGAUCGCUGUGCUGGAGUUGGAUUUAAACAAAACAAAAAGAUCAUUGAUGGAAUCGGAAGGGGAUGUGCGACGUGUGAAAAUAGAACUCAGAGAAUUACAAUUCCAGUUGGAGAUGAGAAUGUAUGACGAGAACAGCGAAUUUGAUCCUGACUGGGACCCCGAUUACAACUACGGCUACUCCCCAGCAAGCAUCGCCCAACUCGCCAGCCUCGUUAUGCGCUAUCUACUGAACAAGCCCUACUAUGUCGACCGAAAUCGCAUUUUUAACGCGGUUAAACGAUGUUAUGAUUAUUACCGCGGCUACGCUGGAUAUUCACAAGACGUCCAUAUGCUCUUGGCUACUAGUUACGCCAGCAACUGGUUCACCGAGAACCAAAGAUCAAACUUUGAUUCUUGGCUGCGAAAUUUGGCGCGGGAAAGGCUAUUGACAUCUGGCUAG